CAGAACGGCGUGCUUCAUUCAAAGAUUUGAAGUAAAAAUAUAGAAUAAAGUUACAAUGUUAUGUCCUGAGGUAUUGGAUUUCAAACCACCACGAAAUCAUAUCAAUGUUGAAAGAAUAAAUUAUAAGAGAACGGAUGAUCCUGCCACAAUUGUCAAACAUUAUUUUAAUCAUGUAGUAUCCUUUAUAUUUCCGGAAUCGAAUAAUAUUCCAGACAGUGUGAAAAAUUGUAUUUCAGAUGAUAGCGAUUAUUAUAAAAUUAAAGACCUUCAUACCUCUGAAUUGUUAAACCAAGAAUUUAUUGAAGCAUUUAUUAAAAAGGGAGAAUUAACACUACUAACAAUUGGAAAUAAAAUAGAUUUAUGUAAUACCAUAGCUGUUACUCCAAAUGGUAUUUUGAUAAUUUCAUUGAUACGCGAAGAUUUUCAAAAACUUGGAUUAGAAGGAAAUGAUUCUGCUUUUGAUUAUAAGACAAAUACGCGAAAUGUUGUGAAAAUUGAUUUAACGGCUAACCAUUUUGUACCUGGUAAGAAGAAUUAUGAACGAGUUAAAAUAGCAUUAGAGAAACAUCUUGAUCUGAUUUUCGAUGUAAUAUUAAUAUGGGAACCACCAGAUGAAAAGACGUGUCCAUCUUCGGUUGCUGCAUGGUUUCACGAACAUGGAUAUAAUGUUUCACUUUGUCGUCAAAAGGUUUCACAAAGAACCGAAUAUCGUGUUAAUAUACCUACUGUCAUUGAUGGGUUUAUUGUUAAUGACUUUUUUGAAUGGCUUGGAGUUUUUAGUAUUUCUGGAGAAAUAAAUAAUGAAAAAACAUCAAAAUAUGUAAGUACAUAUGAAUGUCCAAAACCAAAUAUAUUGGUAGAUCAAGUAAACUAUCUACAAUAUACAGGAUUUUUUUCUAAUCGAAGAAUUAUACAAAUUUAUAAUGCUAUGAGAGAAUAUGUACCAUUACAAAAUAAUUUACCAUGGUGCAGUUUUCAUGUGCAAGGAUUUUCAGAUAGUCCUGUUAGUUGGGAUUUGAAAGAACAUACAUUUUUUACAGAUGGUGACAAUAGUUAUACUGUUUUAUUUUGUCCUAAUGCCAAAUGUAUUAUAAGAAAAAGUUUAUGUUCUAACAAUAAAUCAAGAAUAACCUUAUAAAUUUUAA
Vespa crabro (European hornet) is the source of this 1145-nucleotide messenger RNA. Its product is annotated as ribonuclease P protein subunit p40-like. Gene Ontology annotation, cellular component: multimeric ribonuclease P complex; ribonuclease MRP complex. The transcript has 6 exons. Bases 56 to 1138 code for a protein of 360 amino acids. NCBI's taxonomy places the organism in Eukaryota, Metazoa, Arthropoda, Insecta, Hymenoptera, Vespidae. Gene Ontology annotation, biological process: endonucleolytic cleavage in ITS1 to separate SSU-rRNA from 5.8S rRNA and LSU-rRNA from tricistronic rRNA transcript (SSU-rRNA, 5.8S rRNA, LSU-rRNA); tRNA 5'-leader removal; tRNA 3'-end processing. The record is from RefSeq and is a predicted model, not a curated record. Gene Ontology annotation, molecular function: ribonuclease MRP activity; ribonuclease P activity.